Oikopleura dioica is the source of this 1677-nucleotide messenger RNA. Lineage: Eukaryota; Metazoa; Chordata; Appendicularia; Copelata; Oikopleuridae. The record is from the annotation of a GenBank genome assembly.
AUGAUAAAAUGGCCGUUGUUUCUCGGAUCUGUUUUUUGUAAAAUCCACCAUUUGGAGCUCGAGGAUGAUACUCGGCUGACCAUUGAUUUGUCUUCAUUUGUGUACAACGAACAGGGAUUCCUUAAUCUCACGUUCGAAUUAUUUAAAAUUGAUGAGGAUGAAUUCCGAAAGAAAAGGGCGGAAGAUGCUGAAUUUCAGCAGCUGCUCAACGGGGAGCUUCCCCAACUUGGAUUUAUUUUCGAGCGACUGAACUCGCGAGGAAACGUUAAAUAUGAACAAAUGGCUGGGGAUCCGACUGUUGGGGAAAAAUGUGCUCUUAAUGAACCGUCUAAAGAUCCUGAUGUUUUGAGACAGAUUAUUGCGCUGAAUUUCGAGCAGAAAAGCUACGGAAGCAAGGAGAAAACCUACGACCACUUGGUGAUGAAAUGGAAUACGCUUGAAGAACACGGAAUAAGUCUUCAAGUUCACGAUAAUUUCGACCCGAACCACGAUAUUGAAUCAGAUACAAGAAAGCGAAGAGAGGAUGAUGAUGGCGAAACAAGUAGACGAGAUGAUACAUCUACGGAUGAGCGAGACAUCUCACAAGACGGAGUUGAAAUUAAAGACGUUCUCGCCAUGAAAUAUAGAUUCACGAUGACCUGGAGCUUCAGCAAGAAAGAAACAAACGGAUUAUAUGAGUUGUCCUUCCAUAAUUGCUUCAAUAGAAAGCGGGAGCUUCUUCCUGUGAACAUUGACAUGCAUUUAACUGAGAAGAAUGGUGUUCAUUAUCUUGGAAUGGGCGAAGUACAGUUUGCCAUGGUUUAUGGCUUCAUGGCCAUUCUUUUUCUUGUUGCCGGCUUCCUCUGGCUCGGAAUCCUUCGACAAAAAGAUAACACUGUAUUCAAAAUUCAUUAUUUGAUGCUGGCUCUAGUCCUGUUUAAAGCUCUCUCGCUCAUGUUCCACGCUCUUGAUUACCGAUUUUUGGAUAUUGAGGGAAAAUCAGACGCUUGGACUAUCAUUUUUUACAUUGUCCACUUGUUGAAGGGAGCUGUGCUGAUUGUAACACUGACGCUUAUUGGAACUGGCUGGGCGUUUAUCAAAUACGUUCUGUCUGAAAAAGAAAAACGGUUGUUUAUGAUUGUUAUUCCUCUUCAAAUCCUCGUGAAUAUUGCAUUCAUUAUUCAUUACGAAGCAGAGGAAGGAACUAAGCCUUACAGCAACUGGUCGAGUAUUAUGAUUUUGCUGGAUAUGCUUUGCUACGCGUUUAUCCUUUUCCCAGUUUAUUGGAGCAUACGACAUUUACAGCAAGCUUCUUUGACCGACGGCAAGGCACAGAGAAAUAUGGAGAAGCUAGAGUUGUUCAGAAGUUUUCUCACCAUGUUUGUGCUUUACAUCUACUUCACGAGAAUGGUCGUGUACAUUAUGCGAAUCACUGUUCCUCCUGAAAAAUCAUGGGUUGCCGAAUUCUGUAACGAAAUGGCCACACUCGUAUUUUUCUGCGUCACAGGAUGGAAAUUCCGUCCCGGCUGCAACAAUCCCUACUUCAAAAUCGACGAAGAGGAUAUGGUCGAAAUCAAUACGAAAAACGCCCUGACUGAGAAUGUUUCAAAUAGAAAGAAAAAUAAGGAGGAAGCAAGAAAUUUACUGGAAUCAGACUCUGAAGAGGAAACGAUUCUCGAUGCCAAAACGAUUGUUUGA